AUGACACCACCACCGUUAAAUAAAAUAGAAGAUGAAGACGAAAACCGCUAUCUACGCAUUAAAAAAGAAAUUCUGGAAGACGACGGAAAACUUAACAUAUCAAAUCAAGAGCCGAAAUGUCAAAUCAACAUCAAUAACAAUAUACUACCAGAAAAUCUUACCGCAAAGCGACAUGAGGCUGUAACCUCACCUACAAGAGAUGGUGCACAAAACAUCUCCAGUGAUGAACAUAAUGGAGACUAUAUACCAGAAGAAGCCGAAGUGCCAAUUGAUAAGGAUAACCCACUCAAAUGCACAGCAUGUGGCGAGAUAUUUCAAAACCACUUCCAUCUUAAAACUCAUUAUCAGAAUGUACAUCUUAAGCUACAUCACAAGUGCAAUAUAGAUGGCUGCAAUGCCGCAUUUCCUUCAAAGAGAAGCAGAGAUCGCCACAGUUCAAAUUUAAAUCUUCAUAGGAAACUGCUAUCCACUAGUGAUAAUCAUCAUUUAGAUCCGCUUCCCGAACCAAUAAACGCAAACAAUAACAAAAAUCAAAACUCGCAAAGUGCUCCUAGUGUCUUAUCUAACACUAUACAAGCCGAAUUCCUGGCACGUUUGUACGCCAGUUCACACAGCUUACCACCACUGAAUUUUGAAUCACUGAAGCAACAUUUCCCAAAUGUACCACAUUCUGGACAUGCACAUACGUUUCCUGAAACGUUCAUUAGUGAUCCACGUUUGUUGCUAAAUCAUCCUGGCAAUUCACUUCUUUUUCCAGGUUUAACUGGUCUUCCGGGGUUUCCCCAUCUCGCACCACAUAUACUUGCCUCACCAUUUAAUGGUUUAAACCCAUUCUGUCGACGUUCGUCUACUGAUUCACACUCCCCGCGCUCAUUAACACCACCUAUUACGACAAGAUCGCCAAGUAAUACUUCAUUAGGAGGCCCAUCUUUGCAGAAACUAUCUCCCAUUUAUUCUCGACACGCUUCACCAGAAAAUGAAAUACAUACUGGGUCUCCAACGGCAUCCAUUGAAAAAUCAAGCUCACUUCCACAUCAAUUUGGCAAUCCAAAUCUCCACCACCAGAGACACACACCUGACCGCAUUUCAUGA
Molecule: messenger RNA, 1092 nt
Organism: Teleopsis dalmanni
Lineage: Eukaryota; Metazoa; Arthropoda; Insecta; Diptera; Diopsidae
Exons: 1
Coding region: 1-1092 (363 amino acids)
Biological process (GO): regulation of DNA-templated transcription
Cellular component (GO): nucleus
Source: RefSeq, a predicted model, not a curated record